Messenger RNA from Pungitius pungitius (ninespine stickleback), 2187 nucleotides. RefSeq lists its product as uncharacterized. Lineage: Eukaryota; Metazoa; Chordata; Actinopteri; Perciformes; Gasterosteidae. The transcript has a single exon. Bases 61 to 1242 code for a protein of 393 amino acids. The record is from RefSeq and is a predicted model, not a curated record.
CGGCAAAGCCUCCGGCAGCUGAAAGCAGUUCUUAGUUAGCGCAAAGCACACGAUACAAAGAUGAACAGCGUGGCAGAUUGGCUCGUGCUGAACAAGGACAAGAUCGAGAAAGGUGUGGAGAUCAUGGGGCAGGCCUCGGGGGUGCUCGCUGUCACCGUGGGCAAGCUCCACCCCGUCCUGGAGGCCGUGUUCAAGGGUAUAGCCGUGAUGCUCAAAAACCCGGAGAGCAAAGAGGCUCUCUACCUGAGCGAGCAGUUCAACCUGGUCAACCAGAAAAUCGCGGGAAUCCAAGGUGGCAUCGCCGAAAUGCAUCGGGAGAUGCUGAGGUCGUCCAUGAACAAGCAGAACUUUGAUUGGGAGGCGCAGAUUCUCAGCCAGUACGAAAGCUUCAAUGAUAUUAUCAACUCCGGGGCGGCGUUCAAGAAGAACGCAAUGGGAGCAUUCCUCAGCCACUACAAGCACACCAAAGCCGACCUCAACCUGAACGCCCUCUACAACGCCGUCGUCGGGGAGAGCGCCGCGGGGGACCCGCUGCUCGAAACAGUGGUGGCCACGGAGCAGAGGAGCAGGAGGGCGGUGGAGCUUUUCUGCGCCCGGCUGAAGAAGCUUUUUGUGGUCGGCAUCAUCGCCGUGAUGGGCCACUCCGCCCUCGAGGAAGGAGCGGUGGGGGAGGAGAUGGUGAAGAAGUGGCAGGGACGGAUGGAGGAGGUGGAGAAUCGAAUGAAAGCGGCUGUGGACGACUGUACAGAGAACUUUGCUGAUCAAGCCAAGCUGGACAUGGAGCGCCUGCUGCAGGAGGAUCCCGGCUCCGUCAACCUCGACUUCGCCAAAUCCCUCCUGGGGUCUCUCGUUGAGAAAUACGACUGGGUGAAGUGGUCCAUCAGGACCUUCAGGGUCAAGGAGCGCAUCUUCUUUUUCAACUGGCUGGCAGGAAAGAAGUGCCACGGAAGUGGAGGAGCCAACUGGUUCGAAAUUCUGACCAACAGGGAGAUCGUAGUGGUGGUCUCAUUUUGUGUUGACCCCAAGCCCAUUAACAAGAGUCAGAUCCAGGAGCAUAUUCGAGGUCAGAAGAUGAAGGGGAACAUGGUUGAAGUGGCUCAGGCUUUGAACAGGAGCUUCCCCGACUGCCUGGUCCAUGCUGUCAGUCAUUACAAGGAAGUGGUGGAGUCCAACAACUUCCACGAGGAUAGUUACUACUAUGGCAAACACAAAAGAGCCUACCUGUGUAUCCACUCCGAGUAGAAAACCCUAAAGUGCAGCCCCACGCUUGAACAAAAAUGACCAGAGACAUUAAAUAUAGAAACUGAAUUAAUCAAUCAACUCUCUGUCUAUGCAUAAUCCCCUCUGUCUGGUUUCUGGUUUGUGAUUCAUUGUUUGGCUGGUUUUUUUUUUAAGCUUCCAGUUUAUUAUUGACAUUUGAAAGCCAUGGAAAAAGAAAGUAAUUGUACUACUGUUUGUGACGUCUAAAAGAAACUAGCCCUGUCUAACAUGUCUGUCUGUGAUACGUGAGGCUACAGUCAGGAGCUCAUUAGCAUGGAGACUUGAAACAGGAAGUUUUCAAAAGUCCAUUUGCAAGCUAUUCUCUGGCCCUUGAGGUUUUUUUUUUAAUUUCAUUUCAGAGAAUAUUAACAGUUAAAUAUAGACUAUCAAAAAAAGAAAGAAUGGAAACGGGUUAUGUUGAUAUUGCUCAGUCCAAGACACGUGUGUUUAGAUCAAUUUGAAUAUUCUUGCUGCUUUUGGUGCAAUGGGUUGCUGCAGGGUGGACGGCCAAAAUCCUUAAUCGACAAUCAAUUUUGUCAAGAUACUUAUGUAUUCACUCUGAUUUGUAAUAAACAUGAAAAACAUGAACGGUUUUAUCAUCCUUUUUGUCCAUCAUUACUCUGUCAAUGAUCUCUUUGAGAUCGUAGAUGAUACACGCUGCACUGUUGUAUCGUCUUACUUUUUACCAAAUACUUCUUACUUGUUUUCAUCCAGGUGCCUCAAUUUUAAUUUGAUCGAAGACGUUGUGAAAACGAAACCUGCUUUUCCUGACGUUCAAGUGAAACGUAUGAAGCAUCACACGGUGAUUAUCUCGGGCCCAGACAAGCCGCUGUUUGUGGCCUCCGGCGAUAUCCCACAAUCAAACAUCGUUUUUUCCUUUGACAGCUCAGCUUUUUUUAUUUUCCCACGGAAGGCAAAUCCAGCACG